AUAAUCAUCAUCUCCAUUUGGCAAUAAAAGUAUUCCAACACCAAAUAAAACCAUAUGUUUUUUGAUCCAAUUGGAGAAUUUGUUUACUGUAAAAACCUUGGCCUUUCUCUCUUUAGAUAAUAUAUGGGGGCAAAAUGAGGGGAGGACCCAAUCUUCAACAAAUGCUCCAAUCUUGUGUGACCCUUUUUCUCACCAACCUGUGAAAAAAGAGUGAGCUUUUCUCUAUCCCCCACCCCCCGAAAAAAAAAUUAAUUAUUUUCAAGAUUCUUUUUUCUUUUUUUCAUUUAUUGUUGUCAUCAACCUUACAGUUCUUUUACUUUAUAGUGGUGGCAUAGUUGUUUAUUUUUAUUGGUGGGGUUUGUACUUCAUUUGUUCCAUUAAAAUGGGUAGCCUUUAGAUUCUUUUGUUUUUUUUUAAUUGGAUUGUUUUUGGGUGUGCUUUUUAGGGAUUGGGGUUGUUGGUUGUGGUUGUUGAGCAUGGCUUGUGAUUGUUCUUAAGGUUUUUACAGGUUUGACAAGUUGUGUUUGGUGUUUCUGGCUAUAGAAAAUUGAAUAUGUUUGGACAUUGAUUGUUGAUUGAAGAGUAAUCUUAUAUCAUUUGGUGAUUUUUCGCUCUUUUUUUUCGGUUUGCAUUAGGGUUCUUGGCUAUAGACCCUUGUGGUCCGGCCCUUCUUUGGACCGUGCGUAUAGCGGGAGCUUUAGUGCAUCAGAUUGCACUUCUUUUAGUUAGGGUUAUAGCUUAUCAAGAAGAGAACUUUUUUACCUUUCUAGUGAACCUAGAUAAGUUUGUCUUUGUCUUUGUUUCACUUGGAGAAAUUGAGGGAAUUCUUGUUCUUUUCAUACCCAUUUGAAUUAAAACAAAGAGGUUUAGUAUUGACUUCUGGUUCAUUGUGAUUAUAUCUUGUUUUAGUGUUGGAGAAGUUUUAGACGAUUCUAACAGGGAGAUUCGGGUUGUAGAACUAGGUUAGUAUAUCUGCUGUGAGGAUUGCAGUGGAUAUGGAUAUUUGGGUUGUGGCUGCAGCUGCUGGUGCUGGGUAUAUAGCUCAGCAUUGGAAGAAUCUCUUAAGAAGUAGGCAUGAUUUGUUAGAAUCAUCUCCUGGUAGUCCUAGUUUAAUAAGAAAUGACUCGCUAAUGCGUAUGCAUCAAGUCCUGGAUAAGAAUUGUUCCUCCCCCGUAGAGACACCGAGAAAGAAACUAGGUGAUCGUGCUGCUGAAGGAUUGGCUUUUCAUGAUCCGGAAGUGGGCACCAGUAGUUUGAGUGGUGAAAGACUAUGGACGUCACGUGCUUCUGAUAGUUUCGAUUUGAACUAUGGGGUUCCGAGUGAUAAAGAACUUCAAGGAGAUCAGGGUGGAAGCAUAUGUGGUAACAUCAAUGAACUGGGAUAUGAGCCAGCACUCUCCCCUUCUACAACUGAAUUGGCCUUUUCUUAUGGUACUUCAAGAAAAAAUAGCAACGUUAGGAGUAGAAGAAAAAUUGGGCAUCUUAUAAAGCCUUUGAAUUCUCUAGAAAGCUGUCUCAUGGCGCAAUUAUACAAGGAACGUGGUGAAGACUAUAUUUACAGUUCAAACUCUUCACCAUGGACUCCAACUGUGCGGCCUUUUGUAGUUACUGACGGGAGCAAAAUCAUAAGCAGAGCUAAUUCUAAUUCUUUAAGUGCCUCAAGAGGUGCUGGACAUCAUAAGCAGAAGGAUAACUUUUCAUCAAUGAAUACUUUGUUUGGAGUCCCUCAGCUACCUAUUGUUGGAUCCAUGGAGCUCUUGAGGAAAGACAAGGUGAAGGAUCAUUCUGGAAGAUUAAGUGAUUCCAUUGGAAUGAACAAUGAGAGACAAAGCAGUUUACAAGG
This is a messenger RNA of Capsicum annuum, 1843 nucleotides long. RefSeq lists its product as uncharacterized. The record is from RefSeq and is a predicted model, not a curated record. Gene Ontology annotation, biological process: asymmetric cell division. Lineage: Eukaryota; Viridiplantae; Streptophyta; Magnoliopsida; Solanales; Solanaceae.